AUGGGUGGAUGGAUGCUGCGUCCUCUGCCAGCCCCUGCUCUGAGACCCUCCUACCGGGCCCCUGUCCUCAGCUCAGGGAGCAGCCGGACUGUGCCCUCAGGUCCCACUGUCUCAGCGAUAGCUUCCGAGAUCCCCAGCCUCAGAGCAGAGAGGGUGCUGUGUCCCUCCGCUGGUGGCGGUGAGGGUGGUGGCCAGCUGUGCCCCAGGCGGAUGGUGGCCUGCUCCAGCUGCCCCACCGAGCACAGCGGCCUCAGGGGCUGCCCCGAAGCUCACGCCGCCCAGCCACUGGCGAAUGCUGCCCCUCAUCCCGCCAGCCCGGGCUGGUGCUCCAGGACUUCUUCCAGCAAACCUGCAUCCUCUUCACGUUCUUCUGGGCCUGUUUCUGCCGGCCUGGUUAUGCUGUGGCUGCUCUUCCUGACCCUCCUGGGCCCUGGAGGCUCCAUGCCUGUGUCCCUGGAUCCCAACCUGGGGAGGGAGCAGCAUGGCACAGUGGGGGUGCACGACGCCCCCCCCGGCCGGUGGCCGUGGCAGGCCAGCCUCCAAUGGCACAGCAAGGAGCGUGAGCAGUGGGAGCACGUGUGUGGGGGCUCCCUCGUCCACCCCCAGUGGGUGCUCACCGCGGCCCACUGCACUAGACGGGAAAGCCCGCAGGCUUCUGCCUUCAGGGUGCAAGUCGGGCAGCUGAGGCUCUGUGACCCAGACCGGCUGAUGAAGGUGACUGAGAUCAUCCCACACCCCGAUUACGACCACCUCCUGUCUGCCAAGGGGGGCGCAGACAUCGCCCUGCUGAGACUGGAGUCCCCCAUGACCCUCUCCCCGCACGUCCGGGUGGUCUCCCUCCCACCUGCCUCGCUGAGAGUCCCCGAGGGGAAGAUGUGCUGGGUGACUGGCUGGGGUGACAUCAGACUCAGAGGGCCGCUGAGCCCGCCCCACCACCUGCAGGAGGCGGAGGUGCCCAUCGUGGGGAAUGAGGUUUGUAACCGGCACUAUCAGAACUCCUCCACAGACGCCGCCCAUCAGAUCAUCAAGGACGACAUGCUGUGUGCAGGCAGCGAGGGCCGGGACUCCUGCCAGGGUGACUCCGGGGGCCCCCUGGUGUGCAGCUGGAACCGCACCUGGGUCCAGGUGGGAGUUGUCAGCUGGGGCGACAUCUGUGGCCAUCGCGACUUCCCUGGGGUGUACACCCGGGUGACCAGCUACGUAUCCUGGAUACGCCAGUACGUCCCGCCCCCGAGACCCUAG
This is a messenger RNA of Dama dama (fallow deer), 1242 nucleotides long. RefSeq names its product mastin-like. NCBI's taxonomy places the organism in Eukaryota, Metazoa, Chordata, Mammalia, Artiodactyla, Cervidae. The transcript is spliced from 8 exons. Gene Ontology annotation, biological process: proteolysis. Bases 1 to 1242 code for a protein of 413 amino acids. The record is from RefSeq and is a predicted model, not a curated record. Gene Ontology annotation, molecular function: serine-type endopeptidase activity.